Molecule: messenger RNA, 813 nt
Organism: Vigna umbellata (rice bean)
Lineage: Eukaryota; Viridiplantae; Streptophyta; Magnoliopsida; Fabales; Fabaceae
Source: RefSeq, a predicted model, not a curated record
AUGACUAAAUCUCUCUAUGGCCUGAAACAAGCUAGCAGGCAAUGGUUUGACAAACUAUCCACCUUCCUUAUUUCUGAUAAUUAUGUUCAAUCCAAGUUUGAUCAUUCUCUUUUUAUCAAGAAAACUUCCACAGAUUUCACAGCCUUACUUGUGUAUGUAGAUGACAUUGUUUUAACAAGAAACUCUAUGAGUGAGAUUACCCACAUAAAGACUCUUCUGCACCAUCAGUUUCAGAUAAAAGAUCUGGGAGAACUCAAAUACUUUCUAGAAUUUGAGGUUGCUAGGUCUAAAAAGGGUAUACACCUUUGUCAAAGAAAGUAUGCUCUUGACAUCCUUGAAGAAACAGGAAUGCUGGGAAGCAAGCCAUGCUCUACACCCUUUUUAAGCAACACUAAUUUCUUAUACAAAACAGAGAAUUAUCUAGAUAAUCCAAGUGCUUAUCGUAGAUUGAUAAGGAAGCUCUUUUAUCUUACUAAUACUAGAUCUGAUUUGUGUUUUACUGUCAAUCUUUUAAGUCAGUUUAUGCAGGAACCAACCAAGCAUCAUUAUCAGGCUUUGCAACAUAUUCUUAGAUAUGUCAAAUUCAGUCCUUCAGAAGGGCUCUUCUUUGCUGCUGAUUCUGACAUACAAAUCAAGGGAUUUAGUGAUUCAGAUUGGGUCACUUGCCCUAACACAAGAAGAUCUACCUCUGGUUAUUGCACUUUUCUAGGUUCCUUCCUUGUCUCAUGGAAAUCAAAGAAGCAAAGCACUAUCUCCAGGUCAUCUACUGAAGCGAAGUUUCAUGCCCUAGCUGCCACUGUAAAUGAAAUAUAG